This is a messenger RNA of Spathaspora passalidarum NRRL Y-27907, 406 nucleotides long. Its product is annotated as 60S ribosomal protein eL31. Gene Ontology annotation, molecular function: structural constituent of ribosome. Lineage: Eukaryota; Fungi; Ascomycota; Pichiomycetes; Serinales; Debaryomycetaceae. Gene Ontology annotation, biological process: cytoplasmic translation. The coding region runs from base 18 to 356 and encodes 112 amino acids. Gene Ontology annotation, cellular component: cytosolic large ribosomal subunit; ribosome. The record is from RefSeq and is a predicted model, not a curated record. The transcript has 2 exons.
AACAUCAUAUAUCCAUAAUGGCUUUACAAGACGUUGUUACCCGUGAAUACACCAUUAACUUGCACAAGAGAUUACACGGUGUCCACUUCAAGAAGAGAGCUCCAAAGGCUGUCAAGGAAAUCAAGAAGUUCGCCACUUUACACAUGGGUACCACUGAUGUCAGAUUAGACCCAAAGUUGAACGUCCAAUUAUGGAAGAGAGGUGUCCAAGGUGUUGAACACAGAUUAAGAUUAAGAAUCUCCAGAAAGAGAAACGACGAAGAAGAUGCCAGAGAAAAGUUGUUUGCUUACGUUGAACCAGUUAUUGUUCCAACCACCAAAGGUUUACAAACUGUCGUUGUUGAAGAUGAUGCUUAAACGUGUCUAUUGAAACAAUUAUCAUAUUCAUAGUUUGUAUAAUAAUAUAU